UCUUGCUGGUAACUUGCCAUGACUAGCCUCAGGAAAAGUUGCACAAUGUUAAUGUUUGACAAGUAGGAAGAAGGGCCUUGGCUGCCAUAUCUCUCAGUGUGAGGCAAUACAGCCGUAGUCUUUCAGUUCUUGUUCUGUUCAAGAACUCUUAGGUUGCUCUGCAAACAGGAGGAAUUACACAUUCAGGUCUGAGGGAGACCGUGUCCGUCUGUCUGUGAAACCAUGGAGGUGCUGGUGCUAAUGGACUUUGAGGGCACCAUGGGGGAUGAGAUGACAGUGAGAACAGGGGAUGUGGUUAAAAACGUCACCAAGUCCAAUGAGGAGGGGUGGCUGGAGGGGGAGCUGAGGGGCAAGAAAGGCAUCUUCCCAGCCAACUUUGUUAAGGAGGUGCCGGUGUAUUUGAUAGGCGACAGCAAAAGGGAACCGAGAAGCAUAAGGAAAACCAAGAGGAUGAAACAGCAGAGGAAAUGCGAGGUAACGUACGCCUACAGCCCCAUGAAUGAAGAUGAGCUGGAGCUGGCUGUCGGGGAGAUAAUAGAGAUCAUCAGAGAGAUUGAAGAUGGAUGGUGGAUGGGGCUUAAAAAUGGCAAAGUCGGAGCAUUUCCAUCAAAUUUUGUCAAAGAAAUCUUUGUGCUCUCUAAAGAUGCCAAGAGCAGUGAGGGCAAAGUAAGACCCAAACUCGCAGAUGCAGUUUUCAGUAAAGAGCAACAUCAAAGAACAAGUGUGAGGAACAAAGCCAAAAAUGUGACGGAGUGCUGCCAAGUCAUGUUCGACUAUAAAGCCCAAACGGACGAUGAGCUGGCUCUAAAGAAAGGAGACAUUGUCAUGAUAAUCAGCAAGGAAACAGAAGAUGAAGGCUGGUGGGAGGGAGAGCUAAACGGACGCCGAGGUUUCUUCCCGGAUAACUUUGUCAUGGUGAUACCACCAGUGGACAAUCUGCAAUCUGGGACCGCAAGCCAGCCGCCUGCUCGCAAAGGCAGCGAGAGACGCUCAGUGAUGGCAGAGGCGUCAGCAAUGGAGAAAGGUGGACCAGUGAAGACAAAAGAUGAAAAACCAGAGGGAAAGGACCUGAGAAGCAACCCUCCAACCAAAGUCAAGCUGCCAUGUAUCAACAAGCCCAGCCCCCCACCUGUCAAGGACAAACCCAACAAGCCUUUGCCUAAAGCCAAUGGGGAAUUCUUGCCUGUCUCACCAAAACAGCCAGAGGAGAAGGACUCUGACCAGUUUGAUGGAGUGGACGUGUCCACCGAAAAGCUGAGCCAUCCCACAGCAAACAGAGCCAAACCCCCACAGAGGAGACCACCAUCUGGCCUGGUCACAGCAGCACAGGCGCAGAGCGGCACCGACCACACGGAACCAGAGUUAUCGCCAAAAAAGCCCCAAGCAGAGAAAUCGGCUGGCGUACAGAAGGGUGCAGACACUCUCACACCAUUGCCUUCCAAGCCUGAUCAUCUGCCCAAGACCCCUCCUCCAACUCGACCAGCACCACCCAAGGUAGUGCUGGACACCAGAGCUGUGACCCAGAAACAAGAGCUUUCCCUGGAAAGCCUGCAGGCUGAGAUCAAGGAACUGAGGAUGACACUGGAUCUCCUGCAAACACAACAUGAGCGCGACAUGCAGGAAAUGAAAGAAGAACUGAGAGAAGAGAGAAGCAAACGAACGGCGCUGCAGGAGGAGGUACAUAGUUUGAGGAUGAAACAUUAAUCCCAGCUGACACUGUGACUGGCUUGGUUGUCUGAGACGAUGUCAGGCCCUUGAACUGCAAAUUUACACAAGAGGAACAUUUUCCUGACAUGGAGUGCGAGACGGGGAGGGACAAGCCUGGUGUCUUCUCCCUCUGCAGACACACGAGCGAGGGCUGCAUUAGAAAGCACGGUUGAUCGUAAGGCCCGGCUAAUCCUCCAUCCGAUUGAAUGAACUGGACUUUGAAUUCAAAUCAUGUACUGUUUUGUACAUACCGUAUGCUGGAAAAACACUGGGGCUGAGCUGGUUCUAUUUUCUAACAGUCAAAGACUUGCAAUGCUUUGUUUAAAACGUGUGUAGUUUUUCUUUUCUAUUACUUUUCACAUUGUUAAGUGUUAUGUUUACUAUUUGCAUAACCAGGGCCUCAGCAGAACAUGUAAUAAUAUAUGCACUUGUAUAUAGAAGGACAUAUUUUGGUGUCUUUUUAAAAGAAUUAAAAUAUAAUUUUAAGAUAUCUAAAGGGGCACUUUUACCAUAAUUUAAAGCGACAAUAAUAGGCUGACAUGCAGGUACGCUUUUAAAGAUCCGACUGCAACAACACAUUAGUCCAUUGGGGGGCACUGUUUGUCUACUUUUGUGCAUAAAUAAAUAUGAUCCUCCAUGGGUGCUGAAUUACAGAAAUAAAAUUGAUCUGUUGUUAACUCACAUUAGAGAAUAUGAAAAAAAAUGGAAGUACAACCUUAAGCAUGCAAUAUCAUUCAGAAGAGAAAAUGUGUGAGGAUUCAGUAUUUUAUAUUUGAACAGUCAAAGAUGGGUAAAAAUUGUGCUCCCCAUUUUAUGAACGUAAUGGG
Myripristis murdjan (pinecone soldierfish) is the source of this 2534-nucleotide messenger RNA. It is a transcript of the gene mnmip1, whose product is annotated as SH3 domain containing 21. Gene Ontology annotation, molecular function: protein binding. The transcript has 17 exons. NCBI's taxonomy places the organism in Eukaryota, Metazoa, Chordata, Actinopteri, Holocentriformes, Holocentridae. The record is from RefSeq and is a predicted model, not a curated record. Bases 223 to 1704 code for a protein of 493 amino acids.